Molecule: messenger RNA, 1613 nt
Organism: Egretta garzetta (little egret)
Lineage: Eukaryota; Metazoa; Chordata; Aves; Pelecaniformes; Ardeidae
Gene: MCEE
Product: methylmalonyl-CoA epimerase
Exons: 2
Coding region: 984-1568 (194 amino acids)
Biological process (GO): L-methylmalonyl-CoA metabolic process
Cellular component (GO): mitochondrion
Molecular function (GO): methylmalonyl-CoA epimerase activity
Source: RefSeq, a predicted model, not a curated record
AAUUAAUUUGUAAUAUCCUCAUUUUAUAUCUUUUUUUCAUUUUUUUUUUAAAACAGGCAAGCCUAGAACUAUUUGUGAGCAACACAGCAAUCUGACACAGAUAGUCCGAAGUUCAGUAAUGCCUUGUCAGAGCAGUCUGUGAAGGGUUCUGUGGAUAUCUAAGCAGUUUUUCAUGGCACUGAGUUUCUCCAUGACUUCCCCAUUUUCUGUCUACAUUAGCCCUUACCUUUGUGUCACAUGGUCAUCCAGUAUUUUUUUAUAAUUACCUUUUCAUUCUUGAUGAGCCAAAUCAUAUUAUUUUUCUUUUGUAAGUCACACUGAAGUCAGUGGCACUAGUUGCAUUAAAAAGGCUAUUAUGAUUUUGACCUUUCAAAGAUGAACUUCUAAAUUGUUAUUGGUCAGUUGGACAUGAUGUUGUCCACAGUAUUGGACAUAUUGAAAUAUUUCUAAGCAUCUUGAAACAGAUCAGUGAACCUAAGUAUAAGACCUGUAUGGCAUGUGAAAAGUAAGAAGGGCAAAUGACUUAAUCAUCAGAGAAAGAGAAAAUAAGAAAUCAAACUCAGGAGAUUUUAGGAUUCCUUAAGCCUCAGGUGCAAUAUGACAUUUAUUUCCUUGCUGGAGUUAGUUCUGACAGCUGAGAGCUCAAUUCUUUUAUCUCCUGGAUCCUGCUGUAUCAGUUCUGUCCAAGGUUUUGUUUCAGUUUUCUUGUUUGUUUGUUAUAAUUUCUAGAUGUAUAGGCAUAUCCUAAUUUCUUUCUUUGUUUUGUAAGAAGCUCUGAAAAAUUCAGAAGUCUCUUUUAAGAACUUUAUAUAGUUGACUGUUACAUUUGGCCAUGCAUUCCUCUUUUUAACAGGCAUAAGCAUUUACACCAAAUUUGUGUGCAUUUGUUUUUUUUUAAUACCUCUGAAUAAUUGCAUACAAAAUUACAUAAUUUUCCUUGAGCUGUUAUUACUACAGAAUAAUUCUUUCCUUGGUCUCAGUCUAUGUUCAGCUUUGCAUGCUGGUGUGCUUAUGACAUAGGUGUUACUGAUACUUUCUCAAAAUCAUUAUUUCAGUGCUAUUCACUUUUUUCAGGGCUUCUUAUCAGAUUGCAGACUUCAGCUCCCACAAUACGAACUCUAUCAUCAUUGAAUUCCUUUUCUCAAAACAUUCCAAGCUGUUUGUGGAAACUGGGCCGACUUAAUCAUGUAGCAAUCGCAGUACCUGAUCUGGAGAAAGCUCAGUCCUUGUAUAAAGAUGUGUUAGGAGCACAGGUGAGCGAGACUGUUGCUCUUCCUGAACAUGGUGUCUACACUGUUUUUGUGGAGCUGGGAAAUACGAAGCUGGAACUUCUACAUCCUUUAGGAGAGAAAAGUCCCAUUGCAAGCUUUCUCCAAAAAAACAAGACUGGAGGAAUGCAUCAUAUCUGCAUUGAGGUUGAUGACAUAAAAGCGGCUAUGACAGAACUGAAGAAAAAAAAGAUACGAAUAUUGAGUGAAGAGCCAAAAAUAGGUGCACAUGGCAAACCUGUGAUUUUUCUUCACCCUAAAGAUUGCCACGGAGUCCUUGUGGAACUUGAGCAAGCUUGAGCUGUAAUAUUCAUAAAUAAAACAAUAGAUUAGUUGUGAAGUUAC